This is a messenger RNA of Spathaspora passalidarum NRRL Y-27907, 729 nucleotides long. RefSeq names its product U2-type spliceosomal complex subunit (gene CWC22). The annotation marks the transcript as partial. Gene Ontology annotation, biological process: mRNA splicing, via spliceosome. Gene Ontology annotation, molecular function: RNA binding. NCBI's taxonomy places the organism in Eukaryota, Fungi, Ascomycota, Pichiomycetes, Serinales, Debaryomycetaceae. Gene Ontology annotation, cellular component: catalytic step 2 spliceosome. The transcript has a single exon. The record is from RefSeq and is a predicted model, not a curated record.
AAGACCUAUUCCAAGUUUUACGGUAUAAUUGGGGAGAAGAUGUUGGAUAGACCAAAAUAUCAAGCGAUAUUCACGACUCUUUUCCAAGACUAUUACAACAAUAUUUCCAAUUAUGAAGUAAAUGCUAUUCGAAACAUAGGUAAGUUCUUUGGAUAUUUAUUCUCCACCGAUUUACUAGAACUAAACAAAGUGUUUAACCAUAUAAGUUUGAAUGAACGAGAUACAAACUCUCAAGGAAGAAUUCUUCUCAAGUUCAUCUUCCAAGGGAUGAUUGAGGAACUAGGCAUGGCUGAAUUAAAGAAACGACUCAGUGAAGACUAUAUCAAACGAGACAUCAAUGGAAUGUUCCCUGUGGUUGACAUUACUUGGGACGAUGCAGAAGAUUUACGGUUCUCAAUCAAUUUUUUCACGGCCAUUGGUCUUGGUGAGCUUACUGAUGAAAUGAGACUGGUAUUACUGCAGUUGCAUCCACCUGAGGAAAGGGGAAGAAGUCGAAGUAGAAGCACAUCACGGUCAAGCAGUUAUUCAAGAAGUUAUUCCAGGAGCUAUUCAAGAAGUGUAUCAUAUUCCAGAUCAAGAUCUCGUUCGCAAUCUCGUUCGCAAUCUCGUUCUCCAAGACGCAGUUCGAGGGAUCCUUCUCCAACUAGGUCUUUUUCUAGAACUCCUUCAAGGGAACCAUUGAAACGAAGACAGCCUUCAUUAUCUCCGCCACCAAAACGUAGAAGAUAG